This is a messenger RNA of Sciurus carolinensis (gray squirrel), 3446 nucleotides long. It is a transcript of the gene Cd276, whose product is annotated as CD276 molecule. Bases 380 to 2011 code for a protein of 543 amino acids. The record is from RefSeq and is a predicted model, not a curated record. The transcript has 11 exons. Lineage: Eukaryota; Metazoa; Chordata; Mammalia; Rodentia; Sciuridae.
CCUUCCCGGAGUUUCCCCUCUAGGGUCGGGACUGGGGUCUGGGGCGGGGUCGGGACUGGGGUCUGGGGCGGGGUCCAGACUCGGGGCCCUGCCCAGCGGGCGGGCUCGCUCCAGCCUUUGCCCCAAACUGCUGCUGCAGGGCCAAUCCGGCCUCUGGGGCUCACCCGGGCCGCCUUUCCGGGCCCGCGGCUUCCUCCAGCCCGCCCCGCCCCUCGGACUCACGGCCGCCCCCGGCCCUCAUUCGGGCCGGGCCUCGCGGCGGCUGCUGCGACUCAGCUGCGUUCCGCCGCGUCCCCGAGUCCCGGUAGUCGGCGCAGCGCGGCAGGGGCAGGGCAGCCUUCCACCACGGAGAGCCCAGCUGUUGACUGCCUACAGGAAGAUGCUGCACAGACCGGUCAACCCUGGCAUGGGUGUACAUGUGGGCACAGCCCUGGGAGUACUGUGCUUCUGCCUCUCAGGAGCCAUGGAGGUCCAGGUCCCUGAAGACCCGGUGGUGGCCCUGGUGGGCACUGAUGCCACCCUGCACUGCUCCUUCUUGCCUGAGCCCGGCUUCAGCCUGGCACAGCUCAACCUCAUCUGGCAGCUGACAGACACCAAACAGCUGGUGCACAGCUUUGCCGAGGGCCGGGACCAGGGCAGUGCCUAUGCCAACCGCACCACGCUCUUCCCAGACCUGCUGGCACAGGGCAACGCAUCCCUGAGGCUGCAGGGUGUGCGUGUGGCUGAUGAGGGCAGCUUCACUUGCUUGGUGGGCAUCCGGGACUUUGGCAGCGCUGCUGUCAGCCUGCAGGUGGCAGCCCCCUACUCAAAACCCAGCAUGACCCUGGAUCCCAACAAGGACCUGUGGCCUGGGGACAUGGUGACCAUCACUUGCUCCAGCCACCGGGGCUACCCCGAGGCCGAGGUGUUCUGGCAGGAUGGGCAGGGUGCGCCCUUGACUGGCAACGUGACCACAUCGCAGAUGGCCAACGAGCAGGGCUUGUUCGACGUGCGCAGCGUGCUGCGGGUGGUGCUGGGCGCUAAUGGCACCUACAGCUGCCUGGUUCGCAACCCGGUGCUGCAGCAGGACGCCCAUGGCUCUGUCACCAUCACAGCCCACAGCAGUCCCACAGGAGCUGUGGAGGUCCAGGUCCCUGAAGACCCGGUGGUGGCCCUGGUGGGCACCGAUGCCACCCUGCACUGCUCCUUCUCGCCUGAACCCGGCUUCAGCCUGGCACAGCUCAACCUCAUCUGGCAGCUGACAGACACCAAACAGCUGGUGCACAGCUUUGCCGAGGGCCGGGACCAGGGCAGUGCCUAUGCCAACCGCACCACGCUCUUCCCAGACCUGCUGGCACAGGGCAACGCAUCCCUGAGGCUGCAGGGUGUGCGUGUGGCUGAUGAGGGCAGCUUCACCUGCUUCGUGAGCAUCCGGGACUUUGGCAGCGCUGCUGUCAGCCUGCAGGUGGCAGCCCCCUACUCAAAACCCAGCAUGACCCUGGAUCCCAACAAGGACCUGCGACCUGGGGACAUGGUGACCAUUACUUGCUCCAGCCACCGGGGCUACCCCGAGGCCGAGGUGUUCUGGCAGGAUGGGCAGGGUGCGCCCUUGACUGGCAACGUGACCACAUCGCAGAUGGCCAACGAGCAGGGCUUGUUCGACGUGCGCAGCGUGCUGCGGGUGGUGCUGGGCGCUAAUGGCACCUACAGCUGCCUGGUUCGCAACCCGGUGCUGCAGCAGGACGCCCAUGGCUCUGUCACCAUCACAGGACAGCCCAUGACAUUUCCCCCUGAGGCUCUGUGGGUGACCGUGGGGCUCUCUGUCUGUCUCAUUGCACUGCUGGUGGCCCUGGCCUUUGUGUGCUGGAGAAAGAUCAAACAGAGCUGUGAGGAGGAGAACGCAGGAGCUGAGGACCAGGAUGGGGAUGGGGAAGGAUCCAAGACAGCCCUACGACCUCUGAAACACUCUGAGAGCAAAGAAGAACCUGGUCACAUGAUCCCUAACUCAGAUGAUGGACAAGAAAUAGCCUGACCAGGAGCUGCUGCCCCUGCCUGGGAGCUCCCACCCUCUGACUGCAUUGGGGCCUCAGCGUGAGCCUUCCCCCAACAGAUGAGUCCUGUUCUGGCAGGUCUGCCUGUUCUCCAAAGGAUGCGGUACAGAGAUGACCCUGCAGCCUUAUUUCUCCAAUGGACACAAUUCCCAAGUCAUCCUGCUGCCUUAUAACUCCAGCAACACAACACCAAAUCAUCCCGCUGCCUUUUCUUAUGGACACAACACACAGACCACCCCACUUCCUAUCCUUCCAAAGCCACAUGGGCCAUCUGGUGGCCUCUUUUCUCCAAAGGACACAAUAUUCAGACUAACCUUAUGCCUUAUUUCUCCAGACACACACUACACAGUCACCCCUUGUCUUGUUUUCCCAUGGCCCUGAUACACUAGUUACCAUUUCUCAAGCCUUUUUCCCAUCCUGUGUAUAAUCACCUCUCCUUGAGUCUUGAAACUAUCUCUCCUGCCUCCUUUUGCUCUGGCCCUGGCCUUGGCCUUGGCCUUUUCCCUUCCCCACUGAGACUGGUCAUGCUCCCAGCCACACACAACAGGUGUGCAGAGACCUGCAGCAGCACGUGCUGGACCACGUGCACACCCCCCACCCUCCUGGUCUUCCCUGCACUGCCCUGGGCUGUGCCCCGGGAGGCCCUCUCCUCUGCCAGCCUCCCCAUAGGAAGCUGGCAUUGGUCACACUGGUUCUCUGGGGGGUCUGUAGAAGGCUCUCUGGGGGUCAGCUUUUAUUCCUCUGCUUUUCCCGCCUUUGGAGGUUUUGUUCCUUUUCCUUACCUUGUAAAUUAAUGUUUGUUGAGCAACCACAGGCGUCAGCAUUGUGUUGGAUGCUGGGGGUCCUGGGUGGGAGGCUGAGUCUCUCCCUCAGGCUGUCCUCCUCCAGCUGGGAAACAGACGACUCACUGUGCUGUGGCCUGCCGCUCCUGCCCUGCUCCCUACUGCACCCUCUGUGCCCACAGCUUCUGAGAUACCUCACUCCCAUCCCGUCCCUGCCCCUCACCCAGAGCCUGGCGUGGGGCAGAACCCUGGAGAGAGGGAUGCAGCCCUUGCCACACUGGAGAAGCUGGUGGUUUUGGAGGGUCUUCCCAGGUGCGCUGCAGGCUGGAGGCUGAAGCCUCUGGACCUUGGGUAGCAGCCUCACAGGCAAAGUGGGGGAUCCCUUCUCACUGACUGGAGCCCAGGGAAAGAAGGGACUGCUUCCUCAUCACGGUGCUAUUCUGAAGCCAGAGCGUGCACCUCCUGGCUUGUCUCUGGCCAGCCCCCGGCCUCCAGUAGAGUAGAACUGCUCAUGUUCUUAUCCUCCUGAUACCAUCUCUCCCAACCUUGGGAGUGGAAGACACGAGGAUUUCUAAUUUAAAUGUGGACUCUGUAAACUGGGGGUGUACUUUGGGAAAAAUAAAUGCCUUUGUCA